UAUUUCUAAUUUACAAUUAUUUUCCGUGGAUAAUAUAAUUCUUGUUUCUAUUUUUCAGUUGUGCAGAUGAUAUUAGACGAUUGUUUCGGUGAUGACUGUAGCACGAGACUGAUGGCUUGAUCAGGCGCUGUCCUCGGUGGAUGGACGGUGAUGUGGGCGGUCGGCGGUCCGGGCUGCUCUUCAACUUGGUGGGCAAUGUCCUUGGAUUCCCGGUGUCCGGCGCGCGGUGGUACGGGCUGUCCCUCUACCUGAUGGAUGUCGUCCUCGGCCUGGCGGAUGAUGUCGACUGGUUCCUCUCGGCGUUCGGCGGGGUGCGGCGCGACUCCAGUCUUGACAUUCUCGGCGGGUUGGUUUUCCAUACAUGUGUUAUGUUCGCUUGCUUGUUUGACUUUAACCACCUUUAUUGUAUCCUUCUCCACAUGUAUAUGUUUCUUAAUGCUGACUUCGACGCUGACUACCUUCGCAUGCAUAUCUUGUGAUAACUGAUCCAAUCGGUUAUUCGUUUCUGAAAUGGAUUUAUCCAGACGCUCAGUUAAUUUUUUGAUGGUAUUAUCGGUAUCAUGGAAUGCUUUGUCCAUUCGCUGACUCAACUUCUCCAAACCCUGUUCGUUUACCUUCUUUACUUCUUGAACUUCCUUUUUUAAUUCUUCCUUUGUUUGCUUGUUGUCCUUCUUUAUUUCUUGGAUUUCCUUCUUUAACUCUUCCUUUGUUGCUGAAGAACUUUGUUUUAUUGCUUCAUUUGUUUGUUUGUUUCCUUUCUCUAUCUUACUGGUUAUU
Nilaparvata lugens (brown planthopper) is the source of this 777-nucleotide messenger RNA. RefSeq lists its product as uncharacterized. The transcript is spliced from 2 exons. The record is from RefSeq and is a predicted model, not a curated record. The coding region runs from base 141 to 479 and encodes 112 amino acids. NCBI's taxonomy places the organism in Eukaryota, Metazoa, Arthropoda, Insecta, Hemiptera, Delphacidae.